Molecule: messenger RNA, 3914 nt
Organism: Aedes albopictus (Asian tiger mosquito)
Lineage: Eukaryota; Metazoa; Arthropoda; Insecta; Diptera; Culicidae
Exons: 3
Coding region: 1723-3900 (725 amino acids)
Molecular function (GO): nucleic acid binding; zinc ion binding
Source: RefSeq, a predicted model, not a curated record
CGUUAGAUAGUAUGCUUUGAGAAUCUAAUCAGUAAGUUAGUAAACGAUAAAGAAACACAACAUUGUAAAAGCACAUUGCUCCGUGAAACACAUUUCGAGAACCUCUGCACAGCCUUUUCAUGCCACCACAGACAGCAGGUAAUAGCUAUCAUUCAAUGAUGAUCAGCCAAUCAUUAGCUUCAGCAUACAAGACCGGUCGAUGGGGGAAAAGCGGCAACACAGCAAACUCACAUCACCACGACGCCGUUGGUAACAGCCUCCACACAAUGAGAGAGAACUUUUCGUUGGAGUUGAUCGAGCACACACACGAACCACGCCGUGAGAAUGGAAUAGUGUAUUGCACUUCGAGAGAAGGCGAAAUAUGAUCGACGAUCGGCUCCAUCAUCCCGCCACAUGGAGGGGAAGCACACGACGACCCGACACUCACACAGUCUACACUCGGUGGCGAGGCGAGCUCGCAAUCGCAAGCAAAACGGGAUUGCUUCAAUCGACGUCCAUCCGUGAAGCAAGUCAAGUGUGCAGUCCGUUUCUCCUUUUCGGAAUCCGCAAAACGACAGUUCGGUCAUACGGGAACGCGUGAAUAAGUGCCGGUGAUAUUAUCCAACGGAGAAUCUGUCCCCGCCAGCAUCAAUCCGGAGACCAUUGAGCAAAUAAAGCGAGUCACCACGCCAAGACCACGCGGACAGAAUUAUUCUAGAAUCCGAACUUUUACAACGAGAUUGAUCGUCGGCCAGCGGUGUAGGAUCCCGCAGUGACGAGAGCAGAUCACUGACACGCGGAACGGAUAGGAUCAUUCGAUCGGAGGAAGACCUAAUCGGAAGGCAGAAACGGGAGACCCGAAGUCAGCCAAACAGAUUACCAUCGAGUGCGAUUCGUGUUCCGUCCGAUUACACAGCCGGAGUUAAGGACGUUCGGAACCGGUAGGGCAGAGGCGACAGAAACCGGACCUCGUCGUAGAUCAGAGAGCCCCUCAAGAGGGUAAGUUUGAUGCCGCCAGACCUGCAGAGACGUAUCGAUAACGCCCCAACGCCUGCAGGGCUCUUUUUUCUUGUAGUUUCAUCCGCUCAACGAGCGCCGAGGACGAGCGAGGUCGCGAGGGUCGCGAUGCCGUAAAUCGAUAUUCCGUCCGGCCUAUCACCGAUUGCGAGUUGGUCAGAAGGAGGAACACCAACCAAACCGACGCGGUCGACGCCAAUACACGCAUUGAGAGGAGUUUUGGUCGGCAAUCCGUCGAUCGAGGGUCCGCAGACAUGUUCGCUGGGAAAACAACGGCGGCGCAGCAUCAGCGGAGCCAAGGAAGGCCCACACUGGAAGGAUGUCCGGUGGAGUAAGAGCAUGCAGAGUCCGUGAGUGCUAGAAUUAAGAGCAAUGUUGUUAGCCUAGGAGUUAAGCGCAGCGUAGGAGGUAAUAGGACCCCAGAAUAGGAGGCCAUGUUUGGCGAAAUACUAAAUACAUGUAUUUAAAAUGAGUUUGCUCUGUUUUGUGAUUUUCGUGGUGCUUUAGCCCUCAGUGUUUGUGACUUUAGACCCCCUUAGCUUAAGGUAGUUCCGCUCUACCUAGUCGGGACACUUGCAACACUGGCGCCCAACUGAAAAUCCACAUAAGAUAACUACCGUUUAGCGAAUUUUUGGUUUUGUGAAGUUUUGGUUUUUGUGCUUUUGAUUAUCCGGCAUUGAUAAUCAUCAAAAUUUUAGCCCUUACGCAUAAGAUUCGAUACACAAUAUGGAUUACACACACUUAACAGACGAAGAGGUGACGUAUGAGUUGGCUCUGCGUCACGUGGUAAAUUUAGGGCCUACCACCCACAGAGGGAAGGUCCUCCGUCUGAAGGCACUCAUGCAAGAGGAAGCCUUAAGAGAUAACCAGCCCACUAGCUCAGCCCAUGUAAUGAGUCCACAGUCCAACAUUGAACACUGUGAAACUCAAAUACAACAGCUGCACAUUAGCACUGAAGCGGCCAUUCGAACAGCCGAUAGGGCUGCAAUCAGUCAAAGCCGAACGCGUCUUACCCACUAUCGCGACAGAUUACGGUUGAUCCACCCCCCGGUCGAACUGAGAGAUCUGCAUGGGAUGUUAACCAUGCACGUGACUGUUUUACUCAACAAAGUGAAUGGUACUAGUGUAGUGAGUUGUGUACAACGAGGUGAGAAUGAGGUGAACCACACAAGUUCAACGGGUGCCAUAAGAAGAAGCAACAACGAAGAGGAAGGAGCAGUCGGUGGAACAGCGGAUGCCACGAUUCCAGUGGGCAACCAUUCAAAUCAGGAAUCCACACCACCGCCAGCCUCACAGCCGCCUUCGAUGACGUCAUUUUCCGGCGGACAAGGACGAGGAUUGCUGUUUUCUAGCUCAUUCCGAGCGCGAGACAACGAAGACGCAGGGGAAACACAGCCUAGACAACGGAACACCUCACCACCGCCUCCCUAUCUUCCCCGGGAGCGAGAAAUAUGGAACCGGCCAGCCCCAGAAGCACAGUCACGAGAAGUUCAGGAGCUGCAAGCGAGAAUAGCGGAGAUGCAGGAAAGAGAACAGCGGACGCGUGAAGAAAACUAUCGAAUGCGAGACGACCUGGAGCGGCUAAUCCGGCGAGAUCGACCAGCACCGGAACGAGCGGACGAUCGCCGAAUACAGAAGGCGGUACACAACUGGCCUUUCAAAUUUCGCGGCGAGAAGGACACGACAUCACUCAACGUGUUCCUAGAUCGCGUGGAGACAUUCGCGAGGUCGGAAGGCAUGAGCGAUGCCACACUCCUGAGUUCGAUCAAGCAUCUACUCCAGGAGGACGCAAUCGACUGGUACUCGCGAGCAACAUCGCAAAACCUGUUGCGGACCUGGGACCAGUUCAAGCGGGAGAUCAGAAGGGAAUUCCUGCCCAGCGGAUACUCCCAAAUUCUGCGUCUGGAAGCUAGCUUUCGAUUUCAAGGAAGGGAGGAAUCCUUUGCGAAGUUCUACCGAGAUAUCUCAGCGCUCUUCCGCUUCGUCGAUCCACCCAUUCCAGACGACGAAAAGUUCUUCCUGGUGAAGAAAAACAUGAACGAGAACUACGCAGCCAUCGUAACAGCAGCGAGGCCUCGUUCACUGGAAGAAAUGGUAGAAGUCUGCACCGGAUACGACGAGACGAGGAUGCUUCUGAACAGGCAACGCAGGAUUCCCAUUCCGCACAGCGCGCUUCUGGAACCGAACUUCGCUACUCCAGUAGUAACCAGCAGACCACCACCGGUUCAGCAUCACCAACAGUCACAGCGGUUCAACAGAGUUCACGCCGUGGAGGUAGAAGAAGGCGCAUUCGAGCACGAAGCAGCGGAGGAAGGACCAGAAGACAAUUGGCAGCACAUCGACGAGCUGGUGGAGCAAGUCAACGCGUUGAAGUUGAACAUUGAGCGGAGAUCUGCGAGACCAAGCUUUGCCGCACGCGACGAAAGGCAGACAAGGCCAACGGAUAGGUACAACCGGACAGAGGCUGACGUCCUGCGAGCAGCGCGGCAGUACACAAGAGAGGCGCAAACGCCGGCACAGCAGCAGCGGCCGCAAACCGCAUCGUACCAGACUCGGCUACCACAACAACAGCAAGAACAGCCGCAAAGAGCACAGGGCUGGCAUGCACGACAGUGGAUGCCAAGCUCGGAUCAGAGCGACAAUAACCGAAGAAGCCAACGUAUGCUGCCAGAACCAGCCAGGCAACGGGAAGAUCGCCGAAUACAACAGGAAGAAGCUCCGAACGGCCAACGAAUAGCAAUGCUUUGCUGGAACUGCGACGAGGAGGGUCACAGAUUCAUGGACUGUCCGAAGCCGCAAGCCAUCCUAUUCUGCUACCGUUGUGGAAGGAAAGGCUACUCGCUGCGCAGUUGCUUCACGUGCCGCAUGGACGCGGUAAACUACCAAGCGGAGAACCAGCAGUAGAGGGGAGCAGCUCU